UGAAAAACCCGAAACUGCCCGAGCACGGCACUCAUUUCAGCUUGGGAAGUGUGUAAGGCAAGAGCCUGUGAGAUUGCUUUAGAAAAACAACUAGUGUGCAUACUAAGCCACACGCGAACGACACGAGCUAGACGCACAGUCCUCCGCAUUCCAAAGGGACUCUGAGAUUCUCUCUUCAAUUUCUUCCAACAGCCACUGCCAAUGGAUAUCACUGCCAAGAUGGAAAUCGACGCCAGCCAGCAGCAGUUCAUGCCGCCUGCCUGUUUCUUUGCCGCUGCAGCACAGAACGUGCAGCUCAGCCCGACUGACAGCCAGUGCAGCAGUAAGUCAGCUUGCAAACAGGUCAAGAGGCAGCGGUCGUCCUCUCCUGAGCUGCUGCGCUGCAAGAGAAGGCUGAAUUUUGCCGGGUUUGGUUACAGCCUCCCGCCACAGCAGCCAGCAACCGUGGCAAGACGAAACGAAAGAGAGAGAAACCGAGUGAAGCUGGUGAAUAAUGGGUUUGCCACGCUCCGAGAACACGUACCCAACGGGGCCGCAAAUAAAAAGAUGAGCAAGGUGGAGACCCUGCGUUCCGCAGUGGAGUACAUUCGGGCUCUGCAGCAGCUCUUAGAUGAGCACGAUGCGGUCAGCGCUGCCUUUCAGUCGGGUGUCAUCUCCCCAACCAUGUCCCAGAACUACUCCAAUGACAUGAACUCCAUGGCGGGUUCACCGGUCUCCUCCUAUUCCUCAGACGAAGGAUCUUACGACCCAUUGAGUCCUGAAGAACAAGAGCUCUUAGAUUUCACCAACUGGUUCUGAAAUGCUAUAGCAGGAAAAUAAAUACAUCCUCGAGAAGAUGUUCCCUAGCAUGGCAGGAAAACAAGAAAAGUACAGAGGAGCUCUAUUGAACCCCCUAUACCCCCCCCCCCCCCCCCCCCCCCCCGAACACUGAAGCACUGCAUUUGCACUCAUAUCCAUCCACUGGAAGAAAGGGACUUAAAAGGGUCAGCUUCGUGCCCAAAAAGUACUAAGUGCCACCCUACAGAGGAGAGGGUGCGGUUCCCUUGUUAAGAACGUUCAGAUUUCAGAUCGGGGGGCCCAAGCUUCCUACAUUCUACAGCACUGGUCCUUAAAAGAGACUGCAUUAUUACACUCUGCUUGGCACAAAGAAAAACGAAAGCCAACAAAUACAUUUUUUUUAUGUUAUUUUUUCAAACUAUGCUAAACCCAAUCAAAGUACUUUCAUCAUCAUUCGUAAACAUAUGUAAUAUUUACAUUCUAAAAUUCUUCCAAAAUUCUAACCUUGUUGUUUGGAAUAUAUUAAGCUAUUUUUGUAUAUAAGAGAGAGAUUUAUAGAACUUGUUUUAUACAAUUUUUUUUUUAAUAUGUGUAUAUCUUGAAGACUUUAAUAUGUAAUGCUUACCUCUGCAUAUUUAGACGUGUAGUCUAUAUUGCUUUUGCAACUGGCAAAUUUUGUAAAUGAUUUUGUAUAUGAUAUCCCGAGGUGGGGUCGGAAUUUCCCCAGUUGUACUUUAGCACCAACGUGUCUUAUUUUAUAGGAACUUGUUAAUGUAUUAAUACACGUGGAAAAGCGCAUUGGGUUUGAAAGGCGCUAUAUAAAUUCAAUUUUGUUGUUCACAAUGAACAAAGGUUUAUGCAGCUAUUGUCCAAACUCAGAUCACAAUGGCCACCCAUUGUUUCUAUACUGCCUUUAUACGUAUAACAUUGCCUUUUCCUACGGGGUUAUUGCAAAACUGACAGUAUAACUUUUUUUUUCUCUAAAUAGUUUCAUAAUAAAACAUUUUG
Molecule: messenger RNA, 1785 nt
Organism: Acipenser ruthenus (sterlet)
Lineage: Eukaryota; Metazoa; Chordata; Actinopteri; Acipenseriformes; Acipenseridae
Product: achaete-scute homolog 1a-like
Exons: 2
Coding region: 202-798 (198 amino acids)
Biological process (GO): neuron differentiation; positive regulation of transcription by RNA polymerase II; regulation of neurogenesis
Cellular component (GO): RNA polymerase II transcription regulator complex
Molecular function (GO): protein dimerization activity; RNA polymerase II transcription regulatory region sequence-specific DNA binding; DNA-binding transcription factor activity, RNA polymerase II-specific
Source: RefSeq, a predicted model, not a curated record